Mustela lutreola (European mink) is the source of this 5354-nucleotide messenger RNA. It is a transcript of the gene TLE3, whose product is annotated as TLE family member 3, transcriptional corepressor. The record is from RefSeq and is a predicted model, not a curated record. Gene Ontology annotation, biological process: negative regulation of canonical Wnt signaling pathway; regulation of DNA-templated transcription. Gene Ontology annotation, molecular function: protein binding; transcription corepressor activity. Lineage: Eukaryota; Metazoa; Chordata; Mammalia; Carnivora; Mustelidae. The coding region runs from base 1077 to 3425 and encodes 782 amino acids. The transcript is spliced from 20 exons. Gene Ontology annotation, cellular component: nucleus; transcription regulator complex.
UCAGUCCCUAUUUGGAACUGCUCUCGCGGCAGUUCAGACCUCGUGCUCGUCCCCCUCGCCUGUCUGUGUGUGGUAUCCGCAGGUCCGGGGCACUUUUUUGGGUGUGUGUGUGUGUGUGUGUUUGGUAGUGUGUGUUUGGGGGGUUUGUCGGGGCGCGGAGAGGACAGCCAGGCCGAGGGGAAGGAAGGAAGCCGCAGAGCUCCCGGGUCUCCGGCUGCGCUCUCCUGCCUGUGCGCUCCGAGGCGGCUGCGGUGGCGGCGCCGAGCGCUCCUCGCCGAGGACGCGGCGCUGGAGCUGGGAACAGCGAGGACCCAUUUGCGGAGGCUUCCUGUGCCCGCUGGAGUUAGGAUGCCAGGGCGGCUGAUUUGCACCUACUGAGCCUGGAGUUUCCUCCUCGGCCCUGGGAAGGGCUUGCAGCGGCGGCGGCGGCGGCGGCGGCAGUAGCAGACGGAACAGCAGGCUCUCCUCUCCGAGGGGGGGCGUCGAAGCGCCCGCGCCGGGCUCCCGCCCUCACCCUCCGGCGCUCCUGCGGCCCCCAGCCACCACAUCGGUGCUUGCCUCCUUCCUCUUCUCCACGAGCGCCGCCUCUGGGAUCGGACCCGCGCGCCCCGGAUGCUGGGGCAGCCUCGGCGCGCCCCCCUCGCGGCGCGAGGCGCUGAGUGAUCCCGGAGGGGGCCCUCAGUCGCCCCAGGAGGGGACCCCGGCCUCGAGACCCCGCGCCGGAGCCACCGUGGAGACGACGAUGUCCGCACAGCGCCCGGCUCUGAAGCGCUCCACGCAACUGGGGGAAGGCGGCCGGCCGCAGCCCGCCGAGCCCUAGGCGCACAAAGCCCGCGCCCGCCGCCCGGCCUCGGCGCCCGCCGACGACUUUGCCGCCUGCUCCGCAGCUCUUUGUCUCGACUUGGGGCGAGCGCCCGACUCUGGGAUUUCGCUGCGAGAGCGGGCUGGGGGGGCCGGGGGCGAGCUCUAGGUUUCCCGGCCGCCCCCCGCUGGGGCUUGGCUCCCCCCUCCCGCGUACCUCCCCGGCCCGAGCUCUCGGCGCUUCUACGCUCUCGGAAUCACGACCCCUCCCUGCCAUGUAUCCGCAAGGCAGACAUCCGGCUCCCCAUCAGCCCGGGCAGCCGGGAUUUAAAUUCACGGUGGCUGAGUCUUGUGACAGGAUCAAAGACGAAUUCCAGUUCCUGCAAGCUCAAUAUCACAGCCUCAAAGUGGAGUACGACAAGCUGGCGAACGAGAAGACGGAGAUGCAGCGCCAUUACGUGAUGUACUACGAGAUGUCCUACGGCCUGAACAUUGAAAUGCACAAGCAGACAGAGAUUGCGAAGAGAUUGAACACGAUUUUAGCACAGAUCAUGCCUUUUCUGUCACAAGAGCACCAGCAGCAGGUGGCCCAGGCGGUGGAGCGUGCCAAGCAGGUCACCAUGACGGAGCUAAACGCCAUCAUCGGGGUACGUGGACUCCCCAAUCUGCCUCUCACCCAACAGCAGCUCCAGGCCCAGCACCUCUCCCACGCUACGCAUGGCCCCCCGGUCCAGUUGCCUCCCCACCCAUCAGGCCUGCAGCCUCCAGGGAUCCCCCCGGUGACGGGGAGCAGCUCGGGGCUGCUGGCGCUUGGCGCCCUGGGCAGCCAGGCCCACCUGACUGUGAAGGACGAGAAGAACCACCAUGAGCUGGACCACAGAGAAAGAGAAUCCAGUGCGAAUAACUCCGUGUCACCCUCAGAAAGCCUCCGGGCCAGUGAAAAGCACCGGGGCUCCGCGGACUACAGCAUGGAAGCCAAGAAGCGGAAAGCCGAGGAGAAGGAUAGUCUGAGCCGAUACGACAGUGACGGGGACAAGAGUGACGAUCUGGUGGUGGAUGUUUCCAACGAGGACCCCGCGACGCCCCGGGUCAGCCCGGCACACUCCCCUCCUGAAAAUGGGCUGGACAAGGCCCGCGGCCUGAAAAAGGACGCCCCCACUAGCCCCGCCUCAGUAGCCUCCUCCAGCAGCACACCUUCCUCCAAGACCAAAGACCUUGGUCAUAACGACAAGUCCUCCACCCCUGGGCUCAAGUCCAACACGCCUACUCCAAGGAACGAUGCCCCGACUCCAGGCACCAGCACGACCCCAGGGCUCCGGUCGAUGCCGGGCAAACCUCCAGGCAUGGACCCGAUAGGUAUAAUGGCCUCGGCCUUGCGCACGCCCAUCUCCAUUACCAGCUCCUACGCGGCCCCCUUUGCCAUGAUGAGCCACCACGAGAUGAAUGGCUCGCUCACCAGCCCGAGCGCCUACGCCAGCCUCCACAACAUCCCACCGCAGAUGAGCGCCGCGGCGGCUGCCGCCGCCGCUGCCUAUGGCCGAUCGCCAAUGGUGAGCUUUGGAGCUGUUGGUUUUGACCCUCACCCUCCCAUGCGGGCCACCGGCCUUCCCUCAAGCCUUGCCUCCAUUCCUGGUGGAAAACCGGCGUACUCUUUCCACGUGAGUGCUGACGGGCAGAUGCAGCCCGUGCCCUUCCCCCACGACGCCUUGGCCGGUCCUGGCAUCCCCCGCCAUGCCCGGCAGAUCAACACGCUGAGCCACGGGGAGGUGGUGUGUGCUGUGACCAUCAGCAACCCCACGCGGCACGUCUACACGGGGGGCAAGGGCUGCGUGAAGAUCUGGGACAUCAGCCAGCCAGGCAGCAAGAGCCCGAUCUCCCAGCUGGACUGCUUGAACAGGGACAACUACAUCCGCUCAUGCAAGCUGCUCCCCGACGGGCGCACGCUCAUUGUGGGUGGCGAGGCCAGCACGCUCACCAUCUGGGACCUGGCCUCGCCCACGCCCCGCAUCAAGGCCGAGCUGACGUCCUCAGCCCCUGCCUGCUACGCCCUGGCCAUCAGCCCUGACGCCAAAGUCUGCUUCUCCUGCUGCAGCGACGGCAACAUCGCCGUGUGGGACCUGCACAACCAGACCCUGGUCAGGCAGUUCCAGGGUCACACAGACGGGGCCAGCUGCAUAGACAUCUCCCACGAUGGCACCAAGCUGUGGACCGGAGGCCUGGACAACACCGUGCGCUCCUGGGACCUGCGUGAGGGCCGGCAGCUGCAGCAGCAUGACUUCACCUCCCAGAUCUUCUCACUGGGCUACUGCCCCACUGGGGAGUGGCUGGCUGUGGGCAUGGAGAGCAGCAACGUGGAGGUCCUGCACCACACCAAGCCGGACAAGUACCAGCUGCACUUGCACGAGAGCUGCGUGCUGUCACUGAAGUUUGCCUACUGUGGCAAGUGGUUCGUGAGCACUGGGAAAGACAAUCUCCUCAAUGCCUGGAGGACGCCGUACGGAGCCAGCAUAUUCCAGUCCAAGGAAUCCUCAUCUGUCUUGAGUUGUGACAUUUCGGCGGAUGACAAAUAUAUUGUAACAGGCUCUGGUGACAAGAAGGCCACGGUUUAUGAGGUCAUCUACUAAACAAGGACUCUACUGGGCUGUCAGACUCUGGGAGAGACAGACUCGGCGGUGACAGGGCGACCCCGCGAGGGGCCCCGAGGCUGGCAGAGGCUGGCGGCGGGCAGCCGAGUGGUCCAGGGCUGCGCUCCGGCAGGCCGAGAGGGCGCGCCCGCCACAGUCCAGACCCCUGGGCAUGGACCCCUGUGUCUCGAGGACUCCGGUGGAUAUCUCUCCUCCUCCCCGUCCACAACCCUGGCAGAUGCUACAAGUAGAUCUCUUUGGAGGGUUGGGGCUCCAACCCCCCAACAGACGCCCUCGUGAAUCUCCAUCUUUCCUUCCCCUCUAUUUUGCUCUGUCCCCCUGCCCCGGGUCGGGGAUGCCGGAGUGGACCACGUGCUUGUGUUGGGGGAGGGGGGGAAUCUCAUUUUCCCGAUUGUGCAGCGCACAAUGUUUGUGAAAAAUGUAAAUAACAGACUCCUCUAUCUCGGACUGGUCAGUGGGGGAGGAGGCUCCUUCCCACCGAAAACGCUAGCCGUGUACUUCGCCUGCUGUAUUUGUAACCCACUCGUGGUGGUGGCUUUUUUUUUUUUUUUUUUAAAGGGACAUUCCCACCUGGGAAGGGGAGGCCGGGAGGGGGAGCCAAAUGGAGAGGGCGUGGAGGGGGCAGAGGAAGGGAGCUGCAGCCCGUGACCAGACUGACUAGGAAGUGGGGGUCCCUGGGACGAGCGCACCUCCCCGAGGACUUGGGAACAGCCUGAGUCCUGUCAGGACCCUGGCAAGGCUUGCUUGGUGGCCAGCUGGGCUGACGAAGGUCAGACUUCCUGUGGCCGCCUGCGCUUGCCUCCCUCUGUCUCAGGGGACUGACUUGCUCUCUCUUUCCUUCUUGUCUCCCUCACUCACGCUCUCUCUCUCUUUGGUGCACACUCAGUUAUGGUGAGAGGUGGAGGCAUAAAGGAACUCCAUCUCUGGACCUUCUUGAUCUUCGGAUACAACCUUCAAAGGACAGAAAGAGGAAAGCAUAGCAACUCAGCUCAGGGAGCUACCAGAGAAAAAUAGCAAAACUGAUGUGGGUGCUUUUUUUUUUUUUUUAAUUUGAAUAAAAAGAGUUAGAAUCGAUGUCCUUUAUAAAAUGCCUUCUCCCCCCCUUUCCUGCUUCUGACCCCCUCUCUCCCUAGAGGGGAAAAGCGUAAUCAACCUAUAUAAGAGUUGGGAGUCCGAAGGGAUACUCUCCCCCCCACCCCCUCCCCAACCCGGGCCCACCCCAGGGGGCACAGCAGGGCUCAAGGGACCUGGGGUUGGGUGGGGACACCGGUCCUGGCACUGUGGUGAUUUCUUGUAGCUUUCAGUCUUUCCUUGGAGCCCAAACAGUUUACAGGUAGAAAUAUCGUCUCCUGUAGGUGCCACUCUUUGGUACCAAAAUGUUCUGAGGUAUUAGGAUUUGGGUUUUUUUGUUUUUGUUUCUGUUUUUUCCUCCCUUCUUGGUCUUUUUUUUUUUUUUUUUUCUUUUAAGGAAAAGCUAAAGGCCGAUGUGAGUCCUGGUGAUGGGCUCUCCGUGGAUGUAGCAUAUGGAAGAUAAUUUUGAUACUGCAUUUUUAUGGAUUAUUUUAUAAUGUGUGAUUCUGUCUGGUGAGAAAGAAGGAAGGGGCCCCAGUGGAAACUGCCGGUCUUCAGUGAUCUUGCUCCAGGCGAGCAGCUCCCGUGACGUGACCCAGAGACUGUGGAGACGGGCUGGGUGCCCUGUACCUUUCGGAGGGUGGGGAGGGGCCGUCUGGAGAAUUUCUCUCUCUCUCUCUCUGGGUCCCAGGUAUGCCUCUGCCGUGUCUUGUUAAAGGCUCCAGCCACAAGGGAGGGUGAGGGUAGAAGAAAGUUGAUUCCUGAAGAAAAAAAGAAAAUGAAAAGUCAUUGUAAUGAGCUGUUUUUAUAUUUUUAAAAGUUGCUAUUUAAAGGUUG